AUGGCACCCUCUGCCUCAAGUUUCCAGCCCUUCAAAGAGAGCAGUGUCUUCGAGCAUCUCCCUGGCCACCCGCUCCCUCCCACAACAUACGCCGAGGGCGGGUCAGGCUUACCACAGACAGUGGAAUACUUUCUGGAAGCGCGCAUGACCAACACAUCGCACAGCUUCUUUUAUUUGAGCGACAAGAAGAAAGUGCGACACUCGCUGGCCUUCAGCCCACCUUGCACCGACCUCUCCUGGGUCUCCCCGCCGCUCGAGCAGAACAUCGUCACCCUGACCCGCCACUCCCGCUGGCUGUACGACGACUCGCCCGACGAGUACCAUGGCUUCGGCUCCCGCAUGCGCGACCUUAUCAGCUGCCCCUCGGACCCUACCGCCACCUUCACUGUCACCACCACCGUUCCGACCAUCGCCCGCGCCGGCUAUCCACUUCCCGUCACCGUCAGACUCGCUCACAUUGACCGCACCGACAACCUCCCUGGCCCCCCGCCGGUGCGCCUGCGCGCCUUCCGCGUUACACUCAAGGCAACGACAGACUUUCGUGUGCAUAAGGCGCAGCUGAACAGCAAGGCCUACAAAUCUAUUGAGUUAAUGCACCAAAGGUACGACACUGAUACCAUGAUGCUGCCGCCGCCGCUGCCACCCGAUGGCAGCGAGUUGGCGCUGACCGAACUUUGUCUCCGUGAAAGGACGGGGCCAGCGAAUGGCGUGCCGCCGACUUUCAAAACAUACGGUCUGGCGAGGUCGUACACUGUCAAGGUCGUGCUAUGGAUCGAGUGCGCGAGUAAGACUUGGGAGGUAGAGGCAGCUAGAUUUCCAAUCGAGAUGCGGCCGUGGCUGGGCAUAGAGGUGCCGCAGAUGAAUGGACAGGGGACGGAAGACCCGCCACCACCGUAUGAGGAGGUAGCACCGCCGUAUGGAUUGUAA
Messenger RNA from Lasiodiplodia theobromae, 927 nucleotides. RefSeq lists its product as uncharacterized. The record is from RefSeq and is a predicted model, not a curated record. NCBI's taxonomy places the organism in Eukaryota, Fungi, Ascomycota, Dothideomycetes, Botryosphaeriales, Botryosphaeriaceae. The transcript has a single exon. Bases 1 to 927 code for a protein of 308 amino acids.